AUGAGGGCAUCAACUCAAGCAUCCGUGCUGGAGGGCGUCUUUCAAAGACGGCUGCUCAAGCCAUUCGCCCAGCCUGCCGAACUGGGCGAAGGGGGUCAGUCUAGCAGCUCGAAGCUAGCGGUCCCGGCGGCGCUCCAUCUAUGGGGUCCACAAAGGAUUGUGUGCACCAUCGAAGGCCCCGAAGACCUCGAGGAGCCGCAUCCAAACUCUCAGGGGGGUCCCAAUGCAUGGAUCUCUGAGAUCCGGGACUACCUGAAAGACAACAUCCUUCCUGAAGACCAUGCAUCCGCUGAGCGCAUAGUACGAUUGGCUAAGCGAUACGCGGUGAUAGAAGGGGAUGUCUACCGCCGUGGUGCCAAUGGCAUGCUCAUGCGGUGCAUCACCUAG
Panicum hallii is the source of this 387-nucleotide messenger RNA. RefSeq lists its product as uncharacterized. The record is from RefSeq and is a predicted model, not a curated record. The transcript has a single exon. Bases 1 to 387 code for a protein of 128 amino acids. Lineage: Eukaryota; Viridiplantae; Streptophyta; Magnoliopsida; Poales; Poaceae.